UUCUUUAAGCAGUGCCCUCAGCUAUUCCCAUUAUAUUCUCCUAUAUAUACAUCUGUGUUUUUUUUCCUUUAUUUGGGUUAAUAUCGUAUGAAAAACAGACAUUAUUAAACUUGAUUACGCUGUACAUACUCAUUAUACCGCUUUAGUGUUUAAAUCCGCUGCACGUAAUUGCUAAUUUACAAACAAGUCUAUAAAUGUAACAAACGUACAUCGAUUGACAAAACAUUAAGUUUUAUUCAGGACAUUUCCACUUCAACAUGAAUACUCCCUUUGCGGUCGUCAUACUACCCCCACUCCAGACAGGGCGGGUCACUAUCCGUCUUUCUCUUUGAGUGGCUUUUAGUCUAACCAAUCGGAAGGCUGGUUACGCCGCCAAAGGCGAUUACGUCAUAUACACGCCAACCAGAAGUUACAGGGGGCGGAGCGCUGUAAAACUUCCCGCGAAACAGCUGUUGAUCAGUGGUGCUUACAGGCUCAUAUGUAAACUUUAAAACGGGGUGAUUUUUUUUAACUGGUUGUGUUUCAAUCUAGUACAUCAAUAAGAGAAAAUGGAGCAAGAAGUAUUUGGAAGGUUGGCAUCAAAAAUGGGUAUAACAUCUGAUAAAAUACUGACUAAAGCUCAAGAAUACCUUCGGCUGUCCCAGAUAAAAUGUCCAGGUCUUUCCUCACACACGACUGCAACAAGCAAGGCAGUUGUGUGUUUAGAGCUGGCUGCGACUGCAACGAAACACCCACUGGAUAAAGAGUACGUCAUCAAAUUGUCUGGAUUAAACAAGAAGAUGUAUCAGAGCCUUUUGAAGUCCAUGGAGUGCUUGCUUGGUUUGGAAUCUCAGAUAGGCCUUAGAGACUUAGCUGUGCAGUAUGGGUGUAUAGAUGCUGUUACUACUGCUGCAAAAAUAUUGGAAAGAUAUGAAGCCAGCCUACCUGAAGCACAGCAGAAAGACAUUGAUUUAUCAAAGCCACUCUUCACAACAGCAGCUUUGCAUACAGCUUGCAGAUGCAUGAAGAUCAAAGUUGAUAAGAAGCUGGUUGCCAUGUCUGGUGCAGGGAAGCGUAUCUUUGACCGACUUUGUGCUCAACUGGAGAAAUUUGGACAACAGAUCUGCAGUGAGUGCAUUCAACAGAAUGAACAAACAAAAACAGCGAGGAAAAGACAGAAAACAUUGUUGGAGUGCAUAAAAGAAAAAGAAGAAGAGGAGACAUUAACUUCUCAUAAGCAGCAAAAGAGUAAUUCUGAGGAAUGUGUGCAGCAGGAUUAUGAAGAAUGGAAGAGAAGGAUUCUUGAAAAUGCACUGAAAGCCAAGAAAGUCGAUACCUAAUCUGCAGAAGUCUUACUUGCAAUUGAGUUUUUAAUUUGAUGUUUUAGUUGAGGCUGUAAAAAUUGCAUUCAUUUUGUGAUUUAAUAGGAUUAUCUUUUAUCUGUUAUACGUUGCUUUUAAGUUGUUUUUCACAUGGAGCUUUUGAGAUUGCUGACAGUGGGCAGAACAAUUACAUGCGUACCAUAUGGCAUGAUUUAAAAAAAAAGUAAUUGUGUUCUGCUGGUGGCAUCUCUACAACUGUUUUUUAUACUUUAGUUUUAUUAAGUGACACUUCCAGGAAGUGUUCUGAAUCAUCAUUUUUUACUUAUUUGCCUUUUUAACGUUUCGGUCUUUAAUGUGCUUGGUUGUUUUAGCUUUG
Molecule: messenger RNA, 1677 nt
Organism: Lepisosteus oculatus (spotted gar)
Lineage: Eukaryota; Metazoa; Chordata; Actinopteri; Semionotiformes; Lepisosteidae
Gene: orc6
Product: origin recognition complex, subunit 6
Biological process (GO): DNA replication initiation; DNA replication
Cellular component (GO): nuclear origin of replication recognition complex
Molecular function (GO): DNA binding
Source: RefSeq, a predicted model, not a curated record